Messenger RNA from Phragmites australis (common reed), 3331 nucleotides. RefSeq names its product receptor-like protein kinase FERONIA. Gene Ontology annotation, biological process: protein phosphorylation. The transcript has 2 exons. Lineage: Eukaryota; Viridiplantae; Streptophyta; Magnoliopsida; Poales; Poaceae. The record is from RefSeq and is a predicted model, not a curated record. Gene Ontology annotation, molecular function: protein kinase activity; ATP binding. Bases 355 to 3009 code for a protein of 884 amino acids.
AAAAAGCACGCUAAAUUUCUCAUCGCCUCGCACCUCGCUCGCUUUGCCCACCAAACGGGCAGCAACAGUCGCUCGCUCGUCGAUCCUCCCUGCGCGAGCUCGCAAGAAUCGCCCCUCCUGAAUCCUAAGCAGGUCCAGCUUGUAUCUCUCUGAGUCCGCCUUGUUCACAAAAGAAAUACUACCAAGAGUGCUAUCCCAACCACCCUUCAUUUUCCUGAUUCUUUCUUCCCCGAAACCCGAAAGAGAAAGGUGCUGGUUCUCGCAUGAUUCAGCUGUUCGUAGAGCUAUCUUAUUGCAAAACUGAAGUAAAUAGAUCAUCAGACAUAUAUUUUUCCUGAGACACCAGCCGCUACAAUGGCGCACCCAACCUUGCUAGUCAUCCUCAGAUGCCUCACACUGUUAUGCAUCUUGUCACUCGCCGUGACAGCUGAUGACAACUCCACCGCCUCUGGCCAGAUCCGCCUAGAUUGCGGAGCUUCCACCCCAACGGGCCCUGAUGCUGAUAAUCGGACAUGGGACGGUGACAAUAGUUCCAAGUUUGCGCCAUCACUGAAAGGCGUUGCUGUCACUGCAUCAUACCAAGACCCUGGACUACUCUCCACUGUUCCUUACAUGACUGCUCGCAUCUUCACUUCGAAUUACACCUAUUCCUUCCCUGUUAGUCCAGGCCGCAUGUUCAUCCGCCUCUACUUCUAUCCUAGCACUUAUGGCAGCUAUGCUACUGCAAAUGCCUACUUUGGUGUCACAGCCAGCAACAAAGCCAGCAAUCUGGUCCUUCUAGACGACUUCAAUGCUUCCCAAAAUGCUUUCGCACUUACUCUUGCCAGCAUUGUUCUUGAAUACUCCGUAAAUGUUACUUCAGGCAACCUAGACCUCACCUUCGCCCCAUCUACACACCUGAAUGGCUCUUAUGCAUUCGUGAAUGGGAUUGAGAUCGUUCCCACACCUGACCUCUUCACAACACCAACGCCUACACUAGCCAAUGGUGGAAACCCAAAUCCAUUCCCUAUCGAUCCUGCAACUGGGUUCCAAACAAUGUACCGGCUCAAUGUUGGGGGCCAGGCCAUCUCUCCACUAGAUGAUGUUGACUUUUACCGUUCUUGGGAUGGUGACACUCGUUACAUAUAUGCCGCUGCUUCUGGGGUGACCUUUGGGAAAAACAGCAAUGUUACCAUCACGUAUACUCCCAGUGUACCAAAUUACACUGCACCUGUUGAUGUAUAUGCAACAGCACGGUCAAUGGGGCCAAAUGCACAGGUCAACCUGAACUACAACCUUACAUGGACUUUACCAGUUGAUGCGGGGUUCUACUACCUCCUAAGGUUCCAUUUCUGUGAGAUCCAGUAUCCGAUAACCAAGAUUAAUCAGAGGAUGUUCUUCAUCUACAUCAACAACCAGACAGCGCAGCGGCAAAUGGAUGUCAUCCAGAGGAGCGGAGGAAUCGGCAGAACAGCGUACACAGACUAUGUUAUCAUCAUGACUGGUUCUGGUCAGAUGGACUUGUGGGUAGCGCUUCACCCUGAUCUUUCGACGAAACCAGAGUAUUAUGAUGCAAUAUUGAAUGGUCUUGAGGUCUUCAAGCUUCAGAAUAAUGGAAAUAACAGUCUUGCCGGGCUCAACCGUCCCCUUCCAGCAUCGCCUGAUGUGGGACCUAAUGGGGCAUCUGGUGGAAGAAAACCAAAGAGCGCUGUCCCAGCAGCGAUCGGUGGAGCUGUUGGUGGCUUUGCUGUGCUAUUCAUUGCCUGUAUUGGUGUGUGCAUCAUCUGCAGACGAAAGAAGGAAGCUAAGGAUUCUGGAAAAUCUGAUGAUGGUCGCUGGACUCCUCUUCCUCAUGACAGCAAGUCACGAUCAAACAUCUCAGGAAAGACGACCACCACCGGGAGCCGCACAUCAACACUGCCGUCUAAUCUUUGCCGUCAUUUCUCAUUCGGUGAAAUCCAGGCUGCCACCAAUAAUUUUGAUCAAGCCUUCCUCCUUGGCAAAGGUGGGUUUGGGAAUGUGUACCUUGGGGAGAUAGAUAGUGGGACAAAGGUAGCAAUCAAGCGUGGCAACCCAAUGUCUGAGCAGGGCGUUCACGAGUUCCAGACUGAGAUUGAGAUGUUGUCGAAGCUCCGCCACCGCCACCUUGUGUCCUUGAUUGGGUAUUGUGAGGAUAUGAAUGAGAUGAUUCUGGUGUAUGACUACAUGGCCCAUGGAACCCUUAGGGAGCACUUGUACAACAACAACAAACCACCACUCUCAUGGAAGCAGCGGCUCGAGAUCUGCAUUGGCGCGGCUCAGGGGCUGCAUUACCUGCAUACAGGUGCAAAGCAGACCAUCAUCCACCGAGACGUCAAGACCACCAACAUAUUGCUGGAUGAGAAGUGGAUAGCCAAGGUUUCCGACUUUGGGCUGUCGAAGACUGGUCCAAAUGUCGAUAACACCCAUGUGAGCACGGUUGUGAAGGGAAGCUUCGGCUACCUUGAUCCUGAGUACUUCCGGCGGCAACAGCUCACUGAGAAAUCUGAUGUCUACUCUUUUGGAGUUGUUCUGUUUGAAAUCCUCUGCGCACGCCCUGCCCUGAGCCCCUCACUUCCAAAGGAGCAAGUGAGCCUUGCCGAUUGGGCAUUGCAUUGCCAGAAGAAAGGCAUGCUUGACCAGAUCAUCGACCCACAUCUCCAAGGGAAAAUUGCUCCCCAAUGCUUCACGAAAUUUGCAGAGACGGCAGAGAAAUGUGUGGCUGAUCACAGCAUUGACAGGCCGUCUAUGGGCGAUGUUCUUUGGAACCUUAAUUUUGCACUCCAGCUGCAAGAGAGUGCAGAGGACAAUAGCAGCCUCACCGAGGGGACAUCAUCAAAUACAUCGCCACUUAUUGUGCCCAGGCUUCACUCAGACGAAGCACCGACAGACACAACCACUACCACAUCAACCACAAUGAGCAUCACAGGACGGAGCAUCACAAGUACACAAUCGGAAGGCCUGACCCCAAGCAGCGUCUUCUCACAGCUCAUGAAUCCAGGUGGCAGAUGAAACCGAACUGGAAGCUAGAAUUGCAGUUAAUCUCUUCAGGUUCGCAACGUAUCUUCGUACAGUUUUGUGGUAGAUAUAGCCCAUAUAUAGUUAUCCUAUAUCUAAAAAAUGUAAUUAUCCUAUAUACAUGUUCUGCUGAUCUUGUAAUGAGUCAUUUAGGACUCUAUAUAUGCGUCCUCUGCCAGAUACCAGUUUUUGUUUUUGGUCGAAAUCACUGUAACUGUGUAGGUAUUGCCAAGCUACUGGAGUUAUAGUUGUCACUUCCAGAUCAAUUUGUAAUUCUUGACAUAUGCAUGCAAGCUGCAGAUGGAAUUGGCUACUA